Abrus precatorius (Indian licorice) is the source of this 2207-nucleotide messenger RNA. Its product is annotated as probable inactive receptor kinase At5g67200. Gene Ontology annotation, molecular function: protein kinase activity; protein binding; ATP binding. The coding region runs from base 87 to 2087 and encodes 666 amino acids. Gene Ontology annotation, biological process: protein phosphorylation. Lineage: Eukaryota; Viridiplantae; Streptophyta; Magnoliopsida; Fabales; Fabaceae. The record is from RefSeq and is a predicted model, not a curated record. The transcript has 2 exons.
CCGAACACACACAAAAAACACAGUGUUUUAAAAUCACUUGCCACACCAAAGUCUCUUAUCGACCUUGAUCUCAACUUCGUUCAACAAUGCCGAAGAAGAAAAAGCAGUUGGCUUCGUUCAUUCAUCAACAGUUAUUGCUGAUACUGUUUCUGCUGUUGCUCGCGUCAGGUGCACUUGCCUCAAAACUCGCACGCCGUCAUCUUCCGCCGUUAGUUUUCGCGGACGCCAGCGCCCUACUUGCGUUCAAAGUAAAAGCCGACGUGAACAAACACCUAGACUUCUCCCCAACCACGCGCGGCCUCCGGUUCUGCGCGUGGGAGGGCGUGGAAUGUAACGGAGCCAAAGUGGUGCGUCUCGUGCUGCAAGGCUUAGAUCUCGGAGGCGUUUGGGCUCCCAACACACUGUCACGUCUCGACCAACUCCGAGUCCUUAGUUUGCAAAACAACUCCCUCAUCGGACCCAUACCGGACCUCACCGGUCUCUUCAAUCUCAAAAGUCUUUUUCUCGAUAACAACCACUUCAUCGGUUCCCUCCCUCCCUCACUCUUCAUCCUUCACCGCCUUCGAACCUUGGAUUUCUCUCACAAUAACCUCACCGGAUCAAUCUCCACCGCUUUCACCAACCUUGACCGCCUUCACUGCCUCCGUCUUAGCUGGAACCACUUCAACGGUUCCAUUCCUCCGUUUAACCAGUCUUCUCUCCGAAUCUUUGACGUUUCCGGCAACAACCUCUCCGGCGCCAUUCCGGUCACUCCCGCACUGUUCCGUUUUCAGGCUUCUUCCUUCGCUUUCAACCCUGGCCUCUGCGGCGAAAUCAUCCGCAAAGAAUGCCGUCCAGCGGAGCCUUUCUUCGGACCUUCCUCGCCGCCAGCGGCGGGGCUCGGCCAGAGCGCGCAGGUCCACGGCGUCAACGGCUUGAUCCGGCAGCCGUACGAGAAGAAGCGCCGCGACCGGAGGGCGAUGAUAAUCGGAUUCUCGGCCGGAGUAUUCGUUCUGAUAGUUUCGCUGGUGUGCUUCGCGGCGGCGGUGAGGAAGCAGAGGUGUCGGAGCAAGAAGGAAGGUUGUUCGGGGAUGAUGGCGUCGGAUGCGGCGGCGACGGCGGAGGCAGCGGCGGUGAUGCAGAUGGAGUUGGAGAGGGAGUUGGAGGAGAAGGUGAAGAGGGCGGAGGUGGCGAAGAGUGGGAGUUUGGUAUUCUGUGCGGGUGAGGCGCAGGUGUAUACGCUGGAGCAGCUGAUGAAGGGUUCUGCUGAGUUGUUAGGAAGAGGGUGUCUGGGAACUACUUACAAGGCAGUUUUGGAUAACCGUCUAAUUGUAACGGUGAAACGACUUGAUGCAACGAAAAUGGCUGCGCAUGCGACUAAGGAAGUGUUCGAGAGACACAUGGAAGCAGUGGGUGGGCUUCGACACCCCAAUUUGAUUGCACUUAGGGCAUACUUUCAGGCCAAGCAAGAGAGACUCAUUAUCUAUGAUUUCCAGCCCAAUGGCAGCCUCUUCUCCCUCAUACACGGUUCGAGAUCAAGCAGGGCAAGGCCAUUGCACUGGACAUCAUGCUUAAAAAUAGCUGAGGACGUAGCACAAGGGCUGUCCUUCAUACACCAGGCAUGGAGACUGGUCCACGGCAAUCUCAAGUCUUCCAAUGUUCUCCUUGGACCUGAUUUCGAGGCAUGCCUCACUGACUACUGCCUGUCGGUGUUGACCCACCCAGCCAUUUUUGAUGAAGAUGGCGAUUCAGCAGCCUACAGGGCUCCAGAGACUCGAAACCCAAAUCACCACCCAACCCACAAAUCUGAUGUUUAUGCCUAUGGGAUUUUAUUGCUAGAGCUUCUGACGGGGAAAUAUCCUUCCGAGCUUCCAUUCUUGGUUCCUGGUGACAUGUCCGGUUGGGUGAGGUCCAUCAGGGAUGACAAUGGGGGUGAUGACAGCCGAAUGGACAUGCUUCUUCAGGUGGCUACAACCUGCAGCUUGACCUCGCCUGAGCAGAGACCCACUAUGUGGCAGGUCUUGAAGAUGUUGCAGGAAAUCAAAGAUAUUGUACUAUUGGAGGAUAGUAGUGAAUUGGACCUACGCAGUAGUAAUGCGAUGCACUAAUUUUUUUUGGUUUAAUUAUGUUAUAAACGGUGGAUAGAAGGACAAAAGAGUAGUGUUAAAUGGGGUUAAAAAAAUUAAGAAAGAAAUUCAUAAGUUAUACUUUGUAUUCCUUAAACAGAC